AUGGAGGGGUCCAACUCGCACGGCGGCAGCGGCGGCGGAGGCGGGACGAGCUCGCCGCCGCCGUUCCUCAUCAAGACCUACGAGAUGGUGGAGGACCCGGCGACCAACCACGUCGUGUCGUGGGGCCCCGGCGGCGCCAGCUUCGUGGUGUGGAACCCGCCGGACUUCUCGCGGGAGCUGCUGCCCAAGUACUUCAAGCACAACAACUUCUCCAGCUUCAUCAGGCAGCUCAACACAUACGGUUUCCGAAAGAUCGAUCCAGAGAGAUGGGAGUUCGCCAACGACGACUUCAUAAGGGGACACACGCACCUUCUGAAAAACAUCCACCGGCGCAAGCCGGUGCAUAGCCACUCGCUGCAGACCCAAGUGAACGGGCCGCUAGCGGAGUCCGAGAGGCGGGAGCUGGAGGACGAGAUCAACAGGCUCAAGUACGAGAAGGGCCUGCUGCUGGCCGAUCUCCAGAGGCAGAACCAGCAGCGGUGCGGGAUCAACUGGCAGAUGCAGGCGUUGGAGAGCAGGCUGGUGCAGAUGGAGGAGCGCCAGAGGAACAUCGUGGCCUCCCUGUGUGACAUCCUGCAGAGGCACGGGGUUGUUCCGGGCUCGACGACGCUGGUGGAGACGGCGGCGGACCACUUCAGCAAGAAGAGGAGGGUUCCGAAGAUCGAUUUCUUCGUCGACGACGAACCCAAGGUCGAAGAACAGCAGGUGCCGUUGUUCCUGCAGACAGUGGGCGCAGCAGAAACACCAGGCAUGUCUCCGAUCCACCUUUUGAAUGCUGAGCCGUUUGAGAAGAUGGAGCUGGCCUUGAUGUCGCUGGAGAAUUUCUUCGAGAGGGCAACCCAUGCGUCUCCUCAAGACAUGUACGCUGGUGGUGCUGCUGAACCACCCAGCCCUGCUCUGAGUCUUGGCGAGAUGCUCUCAGUCUCAGCACCAAUGGAUACCAGUAUCAAUCUGCAGUCAUCAGCUUGCCAGAAUCCCUUUGCUUCGACCUCAGGGCAGGACCAGUCGUCUUGUCCAUUGGCGGAAGCAGAACCUCCGAGCUACGCCCAGAGCCCGAUGCAGCCGAUGGCACAGCUCCAUGAAUAUGCCGCCCAUAGGACAGCUGAAGUCGAUAUGAACUCUGACACCACAACCGGCGACACCUCACAAGAUGAGACCACCAGUGAAACUGGAGGCUCCCAUGUGCCGGCCAAGGUGAACGAUGUAUUCUGGGAGCGGUUUCUCACAGACGAAGAGGGUAAAAGCGAGGCAAUAGAAGCAAAGGAAGAUCUGAAGACUGCCGUAGACCGCAGCUGUCUUCGUCUCCAGGACAAUGUUGAUCAGAUUACUGAGCAGAUGGGGCAGCUUGAUUCAGCUGAGAACCACUCUUAUGCACCCCAGAAUUACUGA
Messenger RNA from Miscanthus lutarioriparius, 1389 nucleotides. NCBI's taxonomy places the organism in Eukaryota, Viridiplantae, Streptophyta, Magnoliopsida, Poales, Poaceae. The record is from the annotation of a GenBank genome assembly.